Messenger RNA from Spizellomyces punctatus DAOM BR117, 673 nucleotides. RefSeq lists its product as uncharacterized. The coding region runs from base 28 to 567 and encodes 179 amino acids. Lineage: Eukaryota; Fungi; Chytridiomycota; Chytridiomycetes; Spizellomycetales; Spizellomycetaceae. The record is from RefSeq and is a predicted model, not a curated record. The transcript has 3 exons.
CCAGGAAAACACUGCUACCUUCCCCAAAUGUCAAACUUCCCCCUCGUCCUCCCGCCAACGCCUUUCGCCAUGCCUCCUACGACCACCAGCACCAUCUCCGGCACAGAUAUCCGACCUACCCGCCGGUCUUCAACUCGCCCAACAACAGUAACAGUAUACCUCCACCUUCCUACCAGCCCCGGUCCCAAAACCAGAAUUGCAUUACUGGAAGGCUACGACCGGACAACGUGUGCAGACUUGUGUCAUUUGGUUAAAGCAUGUCCGGUUUUCAAGCCUUUCUUGAGCGAGGAUGUUCUGUUACGUGUAUGCUGUGCGGGGAGUGUAGAGUGGGAGGGCGAGAAAAGUUUGAAGACGCUUGACAAGCUAGGGGUGGGACGAGAGGGGGAAUGCGUAGUGUGCUUGAUUUAUGAUCAGAAGCUGGAUCCUGGUGGCAUUACACCUAAAAAAGCAGUGGCAAAAGCUGCGAACGCCUUGAUAUCAGACGUAAGCGACGCCUUCCGGCGAACCGACUUUCGGUUUGGCAAGUUUCUGAAAUUUGGGAAUGCUGGAAAGAUUGGAAUUGAAUAAAUAACCGAAUGAAAGAAAUACCUUCGUGUGCAGUCUGGCGGGUUUUCUAUCGCAGGCUUUGUUUACCAUCUUGGCGUAGUGAAUGAUAAUUAAGAUUAUUAUGGUG